Messenger RNA from Paramecium primaurelia, 1498 nucleotides. Lineage: Eukaryota; Ciliophora; Oligohymenophorea; Peniculida; Parameciidae. The record is from the annotation of a GenBank genome assembly.
AUGAGCGAUGAAGAAUCAGAAGAUGAAAAUAGAUCCAAAUUCAAGUUAUCAAAAACUCAUUAAUUAAUUAAUUAGCUCGAACACAAACUUUCAAUUCUUGACUAAAAUAAUGGACCUAGUAUCUAUCCUAAUUCAAGAGAUUCAAAUCUCAAAAGUAAAUAAGAAUUGGAAAGAGAAUUAUAAGAAUUUGAAUAAAGAAUGAAAAAACUUAAUCAAACUGAAAAUUCAUAGUUACAUUCCUCAUAAGCAAAAUCAAUACCAAAACAGUCUCCACAAAAGUUAAACCUUUCUAAUCCAAUUUUAUAAUUGUUAACUCAAAAGUUAGAAAGUUUUGAUGAUGAUAAAAAUACCAUGUUAUCAUCAAAAUUAGAUCAUCUUAAUAGAGAAUAAUAAAUACUUGAAUAAGAAUAAAUUAAUUUGUUAAGGGAAUAAUAAUAAGCAAAAUUCGAAUUGGAAUCAUUAUUAAGAACUUUGGAAAUAGAAGAAUAACGAAGAUUAAAUGAAUAAAAAAUUUCAAUUCUUAAAGAAUAAGAAGAAAAAUUACUUGAUAUUCAAGAGCAAAGCGAAAAACUGAUAUAAGAAGAGGAAGAAAAAAGGACUAACUUUUUAUUAGAAUUGUAAUAAUUAUCAUUUGAAAAAAAUUAAUUACAAACACAAUUACAAGUAUACAUUCAUAUUAUAUUUGCUUAGAAUUUAUCUAGAGAAUAGGAUAUGUUAGUUAGUAAUAGAGAUGAAGUAUCAAAUUAAUUGAAUACAUUAAUGCAAUUACAUAAUUAAAUACUUUAAAAUGAUUUAAAAAAAAAAAUAGUUCAUCUUGAAGAAGAGCCAGAUCCAUCUCCACUCUAGAAUUUAUAUUAGAUCAAUUAAUAAAUUUAAGAAUCAAUGAAUUAAUAAUUAUCCCUAAUUAGGCAAGAAUUGAAUGAACAAAAAUAAAUUAAUUUAGAUCUUUUAUAACUUUUGAAUGGAGAAUAACAAUAGUAAUAAACAUAAAGAUAAUUGAAUUCAUCUGAGUUAUAAUAAUAAUCAGAAUAGUAAUAAUAACAGCAAUAAUAGUCAAAUUCUUAACUAUAAUUUCAGAUAUGUCCAAAUAAACAAAAUUAUAAUUAAAAUGAAGAUUUAGAAAGUGAGGAAAGUAUUAUUAUGAUGUAAAAAUAUAAUAAUAAUAAUUAAAAUGCUAAUAUCUAAAUAUAAAAAGACUUUAAUUUACUUUUUGAAAAGCAUAAGAAAUAGUAAUUAUUAAAUAAUAAUUAGAUUAUUCAAACCAAAAUAAAAAAUUCAUUUAAAGUAAACAAAAGCAACAGUAGAAAAAAGAAGAAGAUCAAUUGAUCUAACUCAAUCUAAAUCAAAAUCAAAGUCAAAAGAAAGGGAGAAUAAUUUUGGCAAAGAAAAGGAGAAAAAAAUAACUCCAUUAUCUUUUGAACAGACAUAUAAAAGAAACAUACAAGAUUAAUUAAAAAAAUUAAAUUUUAUUGUGGAAAAAUCUUUGAAUAAUAAGUGA